CGUGGGGCCGCCUGUAGCACCUGCUCCUGGCCUGGGUGUGUGGCUGGCGCUCCUGUGCCCAGUGCUCACCGCUUCCUGGAGUGGCCCAGCACCCUGGGGGCCCACCCUGGGGUCAACUGGCAGCAGCCAGUGUCGUGGCCGUGGUCUGGGUGCCGUGGCUAAUGUCCCUAGUCUGAUCCCGUCCGCCUGCUCUUCUCUGUCCCUGAAACGCCUCCGGCCGCCCACAGCUGGGAGCCUUCGUGCUUGUAUCUGCGUGGUGUCCCAGCCCUGCGCUGGGGCCGCGUCUCCGCUCGUGCAGUAAACGUCUGUGUGUGACCUGCGUGUGUUCCAGCCCCGUGCUGGCGGUGGGGUCCUGGGAGCUGUAGGCACCGUGAGCAGGUAUUCACCAAGCAGCUCUGUGUCAACAAGAGGGACCCCUUCCCUGGCCCAGGCACCCAGGACCCCCAGAGGCCCCCUCUGAGCCGUCAUCUGUCCUGGCCUUGCCCACUCAGCCUUCCUGCAGGGCAGUCGCUCCCAACAAGGGACGAUUCCUGCCAGUGUGGCCCUUCGGUCGCCGCCUGUGGGAGCAGGCAAGCCGCCCGCUCAGCGGGGGCCGGGGCACCAGUCCCUUUGAGAGUGGGAGGCCCAAUGGCCCCUUGCGCACCAGGUUGGGGCCGGCAGAUAUAUCUGCAAGCCGAGUUUCAGAAGGAGCUGCUAGGCCACCAGCGACAGACCCCGCCCCACAUCCCCCGGGGGUCAGCUCCCCCACAUCUCCCCGGGGUCAGCUCCCCCACAUCCCCCGGGGGUCAGCUCGGCGAAGCAGCAGGGACUCGAGCCCGUGUCGCUGGUGGAGGCUUCACCCGCUACGCCACAGCGCAGGGCUCCGAUCGUUUCUUAAAAAGCAAAACCCGAACAAGCGGAUCCAAGCCGGCAGAGUGCCGUCGUGCGGGGUAGGGGUCCCGCGUCCGGCUUCCCUCCUGCGAAACCAGGGCCCACGCGUGUGGUCGGGAGCCCCCGGCCCUGGGCGGGCACGAUCGCCCCGCCCCUGCAGGACAGCACUCCUUCCCCGCAGCUUUGCGGGUCGCACGCGCGGGGAGGGGCGGGCACUGGAGCCCUGCUCCUGUCGCCACGGCGGCAUUGUCACCCGCAGGCACGCACACAUCUGAGACCCCUGGCCAGCCCGGGAGCCCCGGCUGCGUGCUCCCGCACAUGCGGACUCCGCCCACUGAGGGCCCCGCUGCUGGCGUCCCAGGACCAGGCGCAGGGAGGGGGCCUGACCAGGGCCUAGCCUCUGUUCCCAGCGGGGCCGCCCAGGCAGGAGCGUGCACCUGCACCCGCUCCCCCGUGCGCCGACACAAACCCGGCAGGGCCCCAGGCGGCCCAGGAGUCCAGCGCAGGGCCGGGCUCUCCGCGUGCGCCUCUGCGGCGCCUUUCCUCCAGCUGCGAGCGGCCAGCGCCACCCUCCCUGACCGGCCCGGGUCUCGGGUCUCUUCCUCCCGGACGCCCCCUCCGCGGGGCGGGGGCACGGACGUCCCCUGGGUCCCGCCUACUCGGAAGAACGGGCUGGGGAAGUCCGGCAAGGAAGCAGGCACAGCCCUCCCGCAGUGUCCCGGCGAACUGCGGGCUGACCGAGGGGCUCUGCGGUCCAACGCACGACCACCACGGGCGCGGACCCGCAGACCUCUGCAGAGCCGCGCGCGCGGCGCUCGGUGCGGGUUGGACGGGCACCUUCCCCUGACAGCGGCUGAUCCGGCCACCCGGCAUCUCUCCACAUUAACGGACCGCGGAGAGCGCAGCGCGGGGUCGCCCCGCGGCCGGCAGGCACCGAGCAUCCGCGGCAGGUGCGCGUGCGCGGCCAGCGAGGCGCGCGGUCUUCCGAGCCCAGAGCGUCCCGGAAGCGCGCGCCGGGGCGGGGCAGCUGCACUUCCGGCCGGCGCGGUGGCCGCCUCCCACUCCGAAGGCUCCCCCCACCGCAGCCCUGAGGGGCCCUCCCAGCCGGCCGACCUGGACCCCUGCGGUGCAGAGCCAGUCAGAAUCGGCAGCGACACCUGGCCAGCCCCGGAGCCCGAGCAGGCCCCGCCCUCUCCGCGCGCCCACACUGCCCAGGACGCGGCUGGCCGGGGGGGAGGGGCGCUGCGGAGCCUCCUGCAGAGCCUCCCCCGCGGCCCCAGGUGCGCGGGCGCGUGGCGCAGGCCGCUGGGGCCGCGCGCGGAGGGCGGGGCGAAGCCGCACCGCUGCGAGGCCUGCGGCAAGAGCUUCCGGUACAGGUCGCUGCUGCAGAAGCACGAGCGCAUCCACACGGGCGAGAAGCCGUACGCCUGCCCCGAGUGCGGCAAGGCGUUCCGCGGCUGGUCCGGCUUCAUCCAGCACCGCCGCGUGCACACCGGCGAGAAGCCGUACGAGUGCGGCCAGUGCGGCCGCGCCUUCAGCCACAGCUCGCACUUCACGCAGCACCUGCGCACGCACAACGGCGAGAAGCCCUACAAGUGCGGCGACUGCGGCCAGGCCUUCAGCCAGAGCUCCAACCUGGUGCGCCACCAGCGGCUGCACACGGGCGAGAAGCCGUACGCCUGCCCCGAGUGCGGCAAGGCCUUCAUCUGGAGCUCGGUGCUCAUCGAGCACCAGCGCGUGCACACCGGCGAGAAGCCGUACGAGUGCGCGCAGUGCGGCAAGGCCUUCCGCGGCCGCUCGCACUUCUUCCGCCACCUGCGGGCCCACACCGGCGAGAAGCCGUUCGCCUGCGGCGCCUGCGGGAAGGCCUUCGGCCAGAGCUCACAGCUCAUCCAGCACCAGCGCGUCCACUCCCGCGAGUAGGCGGCGCCCCGAGCCCCAGUAAGUCCUCCUGAGGGGAGCCGGCUGUGCCCGCGCAAGGCCGGAGGGCUCCCGCGGGUCCCCCGCAGCCUGCCGCCCCGGCCCCAGGACGGGCGGGCGGCCAGGGGCCCGCACAGGCGCCGCGUGCCGCCUGCCCUCCGCCCUGGUCAUGGGGCUCCUUUUCAGACAGCCGGUUCCUCCGGUCGGGUCGCGCCCCACCCCUUGCCCGCACACCUGGUGGGCUUCGGAAGAAGGGGUGCCCGGGUGGCUCCCAGCCCCUGCGCCAGACAGGAGCUCAGCUGGCUGCGAGUAACAGCGCCCUGUCCUGCUCCGGGGACCCCACCCCUCCAGAGGCUCCCCAGUGACACCCACAGCCCUGCGCCUGGCCCCAGGGCAGCCAGGUUACUGGUCCGGCUGGACGUGCAGGCCACCACCCUGCCUGUGUCUGGGUGCCCCGCCAUGUCCAGUGUCGCCUGUGCCUAGGGCGCACAUGACCCCAGGGAUGUCCCCUGACUCGCACAUGGGUGGUGACAGAAGCUGGGAUCUCUGGCCUCACAGCCCCAGCCCUGACCUGCAGCCCUGAGACCCCAGCAGGCCUUGCUCCGGUGGGGACUGGAGGCCAGGCUGCGCGCUGGACAUAGCCGCGGGGCUAGGGCUGUGGCUGUGGGGUCAGGCUCUGCCUGAGGACGAGGUCAGAUGGCUGCCUGCCCUGCCUUAGUAACCACCACGCGGUGCAGCCACACAGACACCAUGCCUCUGUGGGAACUGUCCCCCCCCCGCCUCGAGCCCCACCCCAGCUGUGGGUGGCCCCAACGUCCUAGACCAACCUUGAAGAGGCCCCUGGACGCCUUGGGGGCGGGGCCUGGCAGCUGGCCUGGUUCAAGGUUGGGGCAAAAUGGCCUAAUGCGGGGGCCUUCAGACCCUCAGCCCGGGUGCUUCACAGGGCACUCGCUCUGUGGCUCCUUCCUGACCUGUGUCUGGUUUGUGCUGCCUGCCGGUCACGCUGGCCAUGGGCCAUGACCCUGUGCCCCCCACCCAGGAGCGCCAGGGGCAACCUGGCCCGGAACAGCCAUGGCUGUCGGAUGCGUGGAAGCCAGGCUCAGAGACUGAGGUUUAUUUUUACUUGCAAAGCAGAGAGGGAGAGAGAUCCUGUGAUCCCUGUAACAUCUGGGGGUGGGAACUCCACCCAGGACCCCCCAGGCAUGCAGGGGCCCAGGCACUGGGGCCGUCUGCUGCUGGCCCCCAGGUGCAUCCCAGGAGCCCAUAUGGGAUGCCGGCCCCUGAACCAGCAGUGUGGUCAGGAUGUGGGCUCAGCCGGCCGUGCCCACGCCUGCCCGCAGAGAUCCUCACAGGUCCUGACCAGGAGGGCGCCUCCCUCUGCACCACGCCAGGCAGGGGUAUCCUGGGGUAGGGGCGGAGCCAGGUGGACGUGGCCACGGUUCUGCUGUGCAGGGCCCCCCGAGCCCUGCAGGGUACACAGAGUGCCCGAGGCCACCCACGGGCAGCGGGAGUGCCCCUCAUGCUUGGCUCUUACCAGUGUUAAACUGUAUCUUCCGGUCCUGCGCCCACGUGGGAAACCUGGAAAAGGCUCCUGGCUCGGGCCACUGCGGCCAUUCGGGUAUUGAAGACCUUUCUCUCUGCCUCUCCCUCUCUGUAGCUCUACCUCACAAAUAAAAAACAAACAAGAAACUA
Messenger RNA from Oryctolagus cuniculus (rabbit), 4482 nucleotides. The record is from RefSeq and is a predicted model, not a curated record. NCBI's taxonomy places the organism in Eukaryota, Metazoa, Chordata, Mammalia, Lagomorpha, Leporidae.